AUGGCAUAUGCUUCAGGCUACUCCGCGGACAUUGACACGAUUCGGGAGCAGGAAUACCCACCGUUGAAUGAAACCGUCUACUUAGACCAUGCGGGUACAACGUUAUACGCAAAGUCCAUGAUCGAGGCUUUCUCGCGGGACAUGACAUCGAAUCUUUUUGGAAAUCCCCACUCCAUGUCUUUGUCCUCACAGCUCUCCACCCAGCGUACAGAUGACAUUCGACUCCGAGUUUUACGAUUCUUCAAUGCAGACCCAGAAGAAUUUGACCUGGUCUUUGUUGCCAAUGCAACUGCUGCUAUCAAACUUGUUGCAGACUCAAUUCGAGACUCAGAUCACCGAGGUUUCUGGUAUGGGUACCAUGUUGAUGCUCACACCAGCUUAGUUGGGGUUCGAGAAGUCGCAGAUUUGGGCCACCAAUGCUUUCAAAGCGAUGUGAAAGUUGAUGAAUGGAUUGCCGAGCUAGCCAAAAACCAAACAAAGGCGCCUCACCUUUUUGCCUACCCAGCACAGUCCAAUAUGAAUGGCCGUCGUCUGCCUCUGAAAUGGAGCGAGCAGAUUCGAUCAGCAGCUGAUGAAUCUGGAGGCAACGUGUUUACAUUGCUUGAUGCAGCUUCCCUAGUAUCCACAGCCCCGCUAGAUCUAAGCUCUGCAAAACCGGAUUUUACGGCCCUGAGUUUCUACAAGAUCUUUGGAUUUCCUGAUUUGGGCGCCUUGAUUAUUCGCAAAAGUGCUAGUCGUGUUUUUGAAGGACGAAAAUAUUUUGGCGGUGGAACUGUGGACAUGGUCGUGGCGGCAGGGGCACAAUGGCAUGCUAAGAAAGAAGUCUCCCUUCAUGAACGUCUUGAAGAUGGCACCCUUCCCUUUCAUAAUAUUAUUGCCUUGGAUGCCGCCAUAAACACCCAUGAACGUUUAUAUGGUUCGAUGAAAAAUAUCUCCUCACAUACAGCAUUCCUAGCCAAACGUCUCUACGACCGCCUUUCUGUGUUAUCUCACUGGAAUGAGACCCACGUCUGUCAAAUUUACCAGUCUACCUCGGCCACAUAUGAUUGUCCACGGACGCAAGGCCCUAUUGUGGCAUUUAAUUUACGAAACAGCAAGGGCGAGUGGAUCCCCAAAACUGAAGUUGAGAAAUUGGCAACGGUGCAGAAUAUUCAAAUACGAACUGGAUCGGUUUGCAAUCCGGGAGGCACGGCUUCGUCUCUUGGGUGGACGGGAACAGAACUACGUCGACACUAUUCAACAGGCCUACGAUGUGGUGAUGACCAUGAUAUUCUAGGUGGUCGACCAACUGGUAUUCUGCGAGUCAGCAUCGGUGCUAUGACCAGCAUGAAAGAUAUCGACUCGUUCAUUGAUUUCAUUGCAGAAUUCUAUGUGGAAAACAUCCCUCCCAUUGUCUCUGUUGAUUCAACUCCAGAGAGUGACUCUGUUGGUCGCCAUCUUUAUAUUGAGAGUCUUUCAGUUUUCCCCAUUAAGAGCUGUGGAGCUUUCAGGAUCCCGGAGGAUAAACGAUGGGAAGUUAAGAGGGAAGGCUUAGCAUGGGAUAGAGAGUGGUGUCUCAUUCAUCAAGGAACCGGCGCAGCCUUGAAUCAGAAAAGAUAUCCCAGCAUGGCACUGAUACGACCGUUCAUUGAUCUCGAGCGUGGAGUUCUCCGCAUCUCAUGUGGCGUCAUGAGCGACUCAGUGAGCCUCGAGAUAUCUCUUGGGUGGGAGGAAACGACAUUCAUUUCCACAUCACUGUGUCCAAAUACUACGAAGCGCACCAUGGUGUGUGGCGACCAACUUUCCCUGCAUGCAUAUGCAUCACCAGUGGUUUCAGCAUUUUUCUCCGACUUCCUUGGUGUUCCCUGUACACUUGCUCGAUUUCCUGCACAGACUGUUAACCGAUUCUCCCGACCCCCUCGCCUAUCCAAUAAAUGGAAGAGCAAAUUUCGCAAAUUGAUUAUGCCGGGUUCUUUCCCGCUUGAUCUUCCCCCGCCAGCUCGAGAACAAGGUCGAAACCCUCUCCUUCUUUCGAAUGAAAUGCCUAUUCUAGUUGUUUCGCGCUCGUCUGUCAACCACUUGAAUGAACUUAUCAAAGCAAAGGGUACGCAAGGCUCACGUGCUAGCAAGGCUGUUGCUGCCGACGUGUUCCGUGGUAACAUCGUUGUUGCUGAGCGACUUGUCCAACUAGGCGAUGCGGAACAGCCUUAUAUCGAGGAUCAUUGGUCUUCUCUGCGCAUUGGUCCGGAUCAGCUCCGUGUAGAUGUGUUGCAUCCAUGUCAGCGAUGCCAGAUGGUCUGUAUAGAUCAAGUUACUGGUCGGAGGCGAGAAGAGCCUUUCUCAACCCUUGCAAAGACCAGAAAUAUGGAUGGGAAGGUGAACUUCGGCAGAUAUGCAGCCCUUUCCAGGGAGGAUGCAGACGCUCUUGAAACGGAUUCUCCAGAUCGCCGGACGGUCAUGGUGGGAGAUGUGGUCGUGCCAAGCUUCCUCGAGGAGUAG
Molecule: messenger RNA, 2478 nt
Organism: Penicillium malachiteum
Lineage: Eukaryota; Fungi; Ascomycota; Eurotiomycetes; Eurotiales; Aspergillaceae
Gene: hxB
Product: putative molybdenum cofactor sulfurase protein (HxB)
Exons: 2
Coding region: 1-2478 (825 amino acids)
Biological process (GO): Mo-molybdopterin cofactor biosynthetic process
Molecular function (GO): molybdenum ion binding; molybdenum cofactor sulfurtransferase activity; pyridoxal phosphate binding
Source: RefSeq, a predicted model, not a curated record